UUAUAAUCGGGUAUAAAAUGUCGCGUAGCACGUGCAACAAACCUUUAUUCGCCCAAAACUCAACGUGAGUGGUGAAAAGAAUAAGUGUUAGACGUUUUGACAGUGGAGUAUAUAUUAGUCGGUAUUAAAGGUGUGAAAAUGUUACGCAAGUUCAGGCAUGGCAACCAUACGUCGUCAAGAGUCAAAUCGGCGUCUAAUCACCGUUUUGCUGCUUUGUUGCUCUUAUAUUGCAUUUAUUCCAUUUUCUUAAGAAUGAGUGCUGUCCAAGCUGAGGAAGCCGUUAUAUCGGGUGAUAACGACAUCUCCCACAUUGGCGACGAUUGCCAAGUGACCCCGGUUAUACACGUACUCCAAUAUCCCGGUUGUGUACCCAAGCCAAUACCUUCGUUUGCCUGUGUGGGGCGUUGCGCUAGCUAUAUACAAGUGUCCGGUAGUAAAAUUUGGCAAAUGGAACGUUCAUGCAUGUGUUGUCAAGAGUCGGGCGAACGUGAAGCUGCCGUUUCGCUCUUUUGCCCCAAAGCCAAGCACGGCGAACGCAAAUUCAAGAAAGUACUAACGAAAGCACCACUGGAAUGCAUGUGUCGUCCAUGCACCUCCAUCGAGGAGUCCGGCAUUGUGCCACAGGAGAUAGCCGGCUAUUCCGAUGAGGGUCCAUUAAAUAAUCACUUCCGUCGUAUUGCAUUGCAGUAGGUCAACUUCAUGAUUACUAUAUAAUUUAACUUUUACUACUUCAUAUACAUUUUCUGUUUAGCCAAAAUUGGGAAUGAAAGUGUAAAGUGUAAUUAAUGUAAACGCAUUAAAAAAAAGAAAAAGAAAUAAAGCAAAAAAUAAUAUAUUUAUAUAGCGGAAAGC
Molecule: messenger RNA, 852 nt
Organism: Zeugodacus cucurbitae (melon fly)
Lineage: Eukaryota; Metazoa; Arthropoda; Insecta; Diptera; Tephritidae
Gene: Burs
Product: bursicon
Exons: 3
Coding region: 139-690 (183 amino acids)
Biological process (GO): animal organ morphogenesis
Molecular function (GO): receptor ligand activity; BMP binding
Source: RefSeq, a predicted model, not a curated record